This is a messenger RNA of Manihot esculenta (cassava), 1915 nucleotides long. RefSeq names its product probable trehalose-phosphate phosphatase F. Bases 544 to 1698 code for a protein of 384 amino acids. Gene Ontology annotation, molecular function: trehalose-phosphatase activity. The transcript is spliced from 12 exons. The record is from RefSeq and is a predicted model, not a curated record. Gene Ontology annotation, biological process: trehalose biosynthetic process. NCBI's taxonomy places the organism in Eukaryota, Viridiplantae, Streptophyta, Magnoliopsida, Malpighiales, Euphorbiaceae.
CCCAUUUCUUUUUCCUUUCUUCCCUUCUCUUUUGCUUUCUCAAUUUUCAGUUUCUCCUUCCUUUCUCUUCAUUUCUUUACUAGGGUUUAUCUCAGUGCCUGCAGCCUUUCCAUCUUCCUUUUUUCUAUACUUAUAUUUUCUGUUUUUGAUCUGACAACUGCAUUUUAAAGUUCAUUUUCCCUGUUUGGUUCAUAGGAAAACGAUAAUCGACGACGCUGGUCACGUUUUCAAUACGUUCGAUUAGAAGCUAAACACCUUCGCUUUCUCAAGAAUCAUAGUGCAAAUAAUGUUGGGCCACCUGCUAUAAAUGCGUUGGAACUCUAGGGAUGAGAAGGAAGCCUAUGCUCAGAUGAACUGCUUUCCCAUCAGUAGCGACAAGAAAACAUUGAAAAGGUGGCUUUCCAUUGAUAAAAUGGUAGGAUAAAAAUUUAUCAGUGGAAGUCUAAGGUGCAUAUCUCUGUGUUUUGGCUGAGUGGCUGUUAGUAUCAAACGCUUUGAUAUAUUACAAUUUGGAAGUGCUUUGCAAUUAGUAUUCUGGAUCCAAUGGACAUCAACUCAAAUAAUUCAUCUCCUGUUCUCACUGACCCGGCACCAAUAAAUCUGCUGCCUUACCCACAAUCUGGAGCUUCUUUUUCCUCCAACAUUCCCAGGAAAAAACCUGAAAAGCUUGAUGAGGUUCACUACAAUGGAUGGCUGGAUGCCAUGAAAUCCUCAUCUCCUCCUCGUAAGAAACUCAUUAAGGAUCUCAACUUUGAAGAUGCUGCAGAUGAGAUUGAGAUUGAGAUUGCUUACUUCUCCUGGAUGCUCAAGUACCCAUCAGCUCUAAACUCGUUUGGGCAAAUUACAAAGUUUGCAAAAAACAAGAAGAUUGCAAUUUUUCUUGAUUAUGAUGGGACUCUUUCUCCAAUAGUUGAUGACCCAGAUCAGGCCCUCAUGUCUGAUGAUAUGCGUUCUGCUGUAAGAAAUGUAGCUAAGUAUUUUCCAACAGCAAUUAUUACAGGAAGAAACCGUGAUAAAGUAUUUGAGUUGGUAGGACUGACAGAACUCUAUUAUGCCGGUAGCCAUGGGAUGGACAUCAUGGGCCCUGUCAACGAGGCAGUGUCCAGUAACCAUCCAGAUUGUAUUAAAUCUACUGACCAACAGGGCAAGGAGGUGAAUCUGCUCCAGCCUGCUAGAGAUUUUAUACCCAUGAUCGAUGAGGUUUUUACAACCCUUGUUGAGAAUACUAAAGAUAUCAAAGGCGCAAGAGUUGAGAAUCACAAGUUUUGUGCUUCUGUACAUUACCGCAAUGUAGAUGAGAAGAACUGGCCUAUUAUUGCACAACGUGUGCAUGAUGUUCUAAAACUGUAUCCUCGUUUACGUCUGGCUCAUGGGCGGAAGGUUUUAGAGGUACGUCCUGAGAUUGACUGGAAUAAAGGUAAAGCAGUUGAAUUUCUGCUUGAAUCUCUUGGCCUGGGUAACAGUGAUGAUGUGCUCCCAAUUUAUAUUGGUGAUGACAGAUCUGACGAAGAUGCAUUCAAGGUUCUGAGAGAAGGAAAUAGAGGGUAUGGAAUUCUGGUGUCUUCAGCACCAAAAGAAACCAAUGCAUUUUACUCCCUGAGGGAUCCAUCAGAGGUGAUGAAAUUUCUGUGUUGGCUAGUGAGAUGGAAGAAGCUGGGAGAAGGGGUAAGCUCCGUUAAUAAAAGAUGGAGUAUAUAAAUACAUAUUAUUAUAAACAUUAAUGUUAAAUUUUACAGAUAUGGAAAAACUUUAGGCAUUUGGUGGAGCUGCAUUAUUUGCAAACUUUUACUGCAGAUUCAUUUGCUCACCCGAGUCUGACAUUAUUUUAUUAGCAUUUUAUAAAUCUUCAGUUGUAAGGUUUGAAUUUUGCUAUAAUUUGUUUCUGUUGAAUGAUUGGCUUUGUUGUCUGCAAUUU